GUAGUUCACACGUUGUGACUUGAAAGUAUCAUAUUUUUGUUAGUGUUCAAAUAUGAUUAUGUCAGGUUUGUGUGAGAAAAGUUUUGCGGUUUCAGCGAAAUUCAGCAAUUUCUAUGGUGGGGGAGACGUUGUUUGGUCUGAAGAUGGUGAAUGCAUAUAUUGCUUAAACAACACGGAAGUUUCUGCCAUAAAUGUAUCUACUGGUAAACUUGUACGUGCUUACAGUACUAAUGACUUAACGCCGGGUAAUAAAAUAGAAAGGAACGAAGAUGAUCAGUUGGAAGAUGAAAUUCCUUGUUUUUCACUUUCGCCUGAUAAUACAUUGCUUGUAACUGCUCACCGUAGUGGCUUGUUGCGUUUAUGGUCUGUCGAAUCUGGAAAGGUUGUUAAAUUGUGGAAAAGUCAGCACAAAGGUCCAAUAGUGAAAGUACAAUUUAGCACAUGCGGAAAUAUUAUAUGUUCCAGUGGGGCUGAUUCCUCAUUGCGCAUAUGGGACUAUGUGCAUAGUACAUGCAUGUGUGCUCUACGAGAAUUUAGUGGACCUGCACUGGUUUUAGCAUUCCAUCCAGAUAUUAAGCGGACAGAGGUGUAUGCCGCUGGUGCUGACAACACGAUAUAUUGUUGGAAUUAUGCUGAAAAGCGAUUAUUGCGCCAAAUGCGUGGUCAUCUUUCGCAAGUUACGGCUAUAACAUUUUUAGGCGGUGAAAAUGGUUGCGAUUGCCUGGCAUCUGUAAGUCGGGACAAAGUUUUAAUUGUAUGGCGUCUUGCUGAUGCAUCACAACAUAAAGUUAUACCAAUGUUUGAAGAAUUAGAGGGCGUAGCGUGCUUAGUUAAAAAUAAUAAUAGCCCAGAUGUUCUUAACGUAGUUGUAUCAUGUGCGUCGGGAGCUUUAAAAUUGGUGGAUUGUAAUACAUCGAAAUUAACAACAUUGACGGAAGAUACCAGCCAAGAAUUUCGCCAAUUAUUACAUUGUAAACGCUCUGAACAAUUGGCUGUGAUUACAGUGGAACAAAAUAUAUUGAUAUACAAAGCCACUGACGAAUGUGUAGCUGCAAAUAAGCUAGAAUGUGCAAAACAGUUAAUCGGCUUCAAUGAUGAAAUACUGGAUAUUUGCUUUUGGGGUGAGAAUGACCGUUUCCUAGCUGUAGCGUCUAACAGCAAAAAUAUUAAAAUGUAUGAUACCGAAGCUAAUAUGAAUUGCAAAAUUGCGAGUGGUCACAAUGACACCGUUAUGACGUUAUCAGCCGCUGGAGGUACUAACCUCUUGCUUUCAGCCGGCAAAGAUCUUAGCAUAUGUUUAUGGAGAGUGAAUCCAAAUUCGUUUACACUCAACUGUGUGGGCCGCAAUAACAGCAGUCACACUUCCACAAUUGGUUGCAUUGCAUUUGGUUGUAAUACCGCAGCGUUUUUUGCAUCAGUCUCACAAGAUGGCAGCCUUAAAGUCUGGAAUUUGAAGAAAAAUAAGGAUGCUCCACACUCCUUCAAUUUGAAGUAUUCAGCUUUGUCUCACGACAAAGAAGUGAAUAGCGUCAGUUUCUCACCAAAUAAUAAGUUAUUGGCCACGGCAUCGCAAGACAAAACCGCCAAAUUGUGGAGCGCUGACAGUAAUGCAUUGAUUGGUACACUACGUGGUCAUACGCGUGGAGUUUGGUGUGUGCGUUUCUCCCCAGCCGAUCAAGUCGUUCUAACAUCUUCUAGCGAUUGUACACUACGCCUUUGGUCUUUAGCUACGCUAACUUGUAUUAAACGGUUCGAACAAGAAUGUACCGUAUUACGUGCUGAAUUCAUUGACUAUGGCAAAUAUGUAGUAUCUGCAGCAUCUGAUGGUCUACUGAAAUUGUGGAGCAUAAAAACAAACGAAUGUGUGCAAACUUUAGAUGCGCAUACAGAUCGCAUUUGGUCGCUAGCAAUAUCCACACGCAGUGGUAAAUCCUUUUAUAGCGGCGGUGCAGACUCCAAAUUGAUACAAUGGCAAGAUGUGACAACGGUAUGUCGAAAUGAUGAAAUUGAAAAACGUGCCGAGGUGGUGCAACAAGAGCAAACAUUGCAAUCGCUGCUACAUCAGAAGAAAAACUUGAGAAAAGCUUUUAUGUUGGCGCUAAAACUAAGCAAACCUAAAACAACUUACAACAUUCUGAGCGACUACGUGCGUGAACGUAACGCAGAGCCUGUUCGUGAGUUAAUUAAUGCAUUGAACUGUGAUCAACGUGUUACUCUCAUGGAGCAUGCGAAAGCAUGGACGACAAAUUCACGGCACUGUAAAAUUGCGAAUCUUGUUUUACAUUACUUACUGAGUGACUGCAUUGGCGCGCCUACUGAACAUGGCGUGCCUGGCAUGCGUAAUGUAGUGGAGGUGCUUACGCCAUACCUUCAGCGGCACCACAAACGUGUCAAUGAGCUGACCAAGGAAUUGAUGUUCCUCGAGUUCAUCGUCAAUGGCAUUUAAAUAUGUAUGUAUAUAUAUUUACUUCGAAUGGAGUUGAUUGGUGUACAAUUUGCUAAUAUUGCAUAAAAAUCAAUGUUAGCAAAUUUACAUUAAUGUACAAUUAUUAUGAAUAAAACAAAAGAUUUUAUUUUAACGAAA
Bactrocera latifrons is the source of this 2584-nucleotide messenger RNA. Its product is annotated as transducin beta-like protein 3. Gene Ontology annotation, biological process: endonucleolytic cleavage to generate mature 5'-end of SSU-rRNA from (SSU-rRNA, 5.8S rRNA, LSU-rRNA); endonucleolytic cleavage in 5'-ETS of tricistronic rRNA transcript (SSU-rRNA, 5.8S rRNA, LSU-rRNA). The coding region runs from base 53 to 2446 and encodes 797 amino acids. Gene Ontology annotation, cellular component: small-subunit processome; nucleolus; 90S preribosome. Gene Ontology annotation, molecular function: protein binding; U3 snoRNA binding. The record is from RefSeq and is a predicted model, not a curated record. The transcript is spliced from 2 exons. Lineage: Eukaryota; Metazoa; Arthropoda; Insecta; Diptera; Tephritidae.